Messenger RNA from Rhagoletis pomonella (apple maggot), 630 nucleotides. RefSeq lists its product as uncharacterized. Bases 1 to 630 code for a protein of 209 amino acids. Lineage: Eukaryota; Metazoa; Arthropoda; Insecta; Diptera; Tephritidae. The record is from RefSeq and is a predicted model, not a curated record. The transcript has a single exon.
AUGUCUGCAAAGCCCUAUGACAUUCGACCAACCGCAACAAAACUCUACGCUGCCAAUGGUUCCGCCAUCAAAGUCGUCGGAGAGAAACGAAUCAACUUGGACUUGGGCCUUCGUCGGAAUUUCUCGUGGUCCUUCAUAGUUGCCGAUGUCACAACCACAAUAAUCGGCGCGGACUUUAUUCGCUUUUACGACUUGCUCAUCGACUUGCGUCGUAACCGAAUCAUAGACAACCUCACGAAACUUCGAUCAUCUUUGACUGCGCCAACGCUAUGCAAGGCAACCGAAAUCAAAACAUUCGACUCCACCGACCCGUUCGCCGAUCUGUUGUCCGAGUGUUCGGAGAUCACGAAGCUGGCGCCUCAUGGUUUCCUGACAAAAUCGACAGUCGUCCACCGCAUUUUAACAACCUCCCAGCCAGUGUUUUCUAGACCACGACGUCUUGCGCCUGAGAAACUGACAGCUGCACGUAACGAGUUCAACUUUUUACUUAAGGCGGGCAUAUGUCGACCGUCCAACUGGUCAAGCCCGUUGCAUAUGGUGACGAAAAGCGACGGCACCUGGAGGCCAUGCGGGGACUCCGCGCACUCAAUGCGCAAACGUUGCCUGACCGAUACCCCUUGCCGUAUCUAA